Molecule: messenger RNA, 908 nt
Organism: Hordeum vulgare subsp. vulgare (domesticated barley)
Lineage: Eukaryota; Viridiplantae; Streptophyta; Magnoliopsida; Poales; Poaceae
Product: non-specific lipid transfer protein GPI-anchored 9-like
Exons: 3
Coding region: 168-629 (153 amino acids)
Source: RefSeq, a predicted model, not a curated record
AAUACCCUUCUCUUCUCUCGGAACACGCGGCGCACUCCUCUCAUAAAGAGCAGCGCAGCGCUACCCUCUCAGUCUGUAGAAGCCGCCAGUCCACGCUCCAGAAAAAAAAGGCACCACCUUUCUUCGCUCGUGACACCGCAGCAGAGCUUCCCCCGGGAGAGAGAGAGAUGGCGAUGCGGGUGCGGGCGGCGCUGGCGGUGCUGCUGAUGGCGGCGAGCGUGCUGGCGGCGGGCGCGGCGGCGCAGUCGUCGGGCACGCCGGCGUGCGCGUCCAAGCUGGUGGGCUGCGCCAGCUCCAUGAACGGCACGGACGCGGAGAAGCCGCCGGAGACCUGCUGCGGCCCGCUGAGGGACGCCGUCAAGAACGAGCGGGCCUGCCUCUGCGCGCUCUACGCCUCGCCCGAGAUCUUCAAGGCCUUCACCAUCAACGUCACCGACGCGCUCCGCCUCUCCAAGCGCUGCGGCGUCACCGAGGACGUCAGCAGCUGCCCCAGCACCUCUCCGACGAACUCUCCUCCAGGUUCAAGUUCUUCUCCAUCAGGUGGCAAGAGCGCCGGGCACCGUACCAUGUCGGCCAGCUUCGUGGGGCUGAUGAGCCUGUUCCUGGUCCUGUGGUCUGCACUGGCAUAAGCAUGUUGGACAUGUUCUUCUGUCAGCUUAUCCUACGGUAGAUGAUUUGCAGCUGUGGUGGUUCUUGGUGGUGUCGUUGCAUUUGUUUUGCUGUGCAUUGGUUGGUGUUGCCAGUUCAGUAGACUUCCUGUGAACAAGUAUCUCGGCACUCUAUUCAGACCUGUGAUAACCAGAGCAGAGUGGGAAUUGUGUGAGACGUAUUUCGGCUUCACUAUUUUAUUUCCUUUUUGGAUUUGUGCUAAUAAGAGGAGGGCACUGACGCCUAGAACUUGAUUUAAA